GCACUUCACUCAACUCGGUAGAAACAAUAAUACUCGAAAUUAUUAUUCACUUCGUUUCUUUGUUCGCAAAACCGAUAAAUAUUGAUAAUCGGGAUGAUAAUAGUUUUUUUUUGUUAUUGUUCCUAUCGAGUUGAGUGAAAUAUCGUGGAAGGGAUGUCGUUUAACAUGCGAUGUCCCUGAGCGUGCGAAAUUUUGACAAGCUGAACUGGUGAACUUUAAAUCUUAUCCGUUUAAAAAGUAUAGUAGCCUCGACAUUUUGGUAUUAGGAGUUUAUCUCAGGAAUCUACCCCAUACGAGUACUUAACGAGUUAUACGGUAAGUUUGGGCCACUCUAUAUACAAUAAAAGCGUGAAAAAACAGUAUGUUAUUGGUAAACCAUGUGUUAUCAUGGAAAAAUUUAAUCUCGCUUUCUCGAUCAAUCAUUCUCGAUCUUCUGAUACACAAUGACGAGAUAUUAGAAUUAAUAUCUCUACCUUCACGAAUCACGAAUAAAAGCAUCGCACAGAAAUUACGUCAUAUAAUAGCUACAUACAACAAAAGAAAAUUUAAUGUGUAUAUGUAUGUAUAUAUAAAGAUCUAUACAAACUAGAAUGCAAUAUAUACUCGGAGAUUGUGUGAAUAAAAAUAUAAAUAUAAAUCAAGUAAAUGCUAAACAUAAAAUAUUUGAGAGGGACUAAUACAUGUGUGUAUACACAAACUUUGAAAUAGCACACAAAAUAAUUAAAGAUCUCUGAGAAAAAUAGGAAAGACAAUUAAAUUAAGACAUUUAAAUCAAGACUUGCAAGAGAUCAUAAAAACAUUUGGUUCGCAAUUAAUACAUUAGUUGAGCAGUUUUAUAUUUUCUUUCGCAAUAACUCAAGCAGAACCAACCGUCACGAUUACAUAUCAAUAUAAUUUCAAAGUAUAACUGCCAAAACUUUAUUUUUAAUCAUUUUUUACCUUUAUGACUUUAUGUCUGUUCUGCUUGAAAAAUUCUGAAAAACAAUUUUUAAGUCAACAGAUGUGUAACGUGACGCACAUCAGCGCACAGCUGGACACAAAAAGGUGAUAAAACUUUGCAAGAUGUAUAAUUCUGCGAAGAAACAAUUAAUUCUGCCGAUAAGAUCUAUAGAUUCCGUCUAUUCCUAUUUUCGCGAUGCGGAUCGCAAACAAAGCACGUCGAUCGCACACUAUGAUCGCAUUAGAAAUUAUGACGGAUUAGGCACUCGACGCGAAUUACAUAGAUUGCAUCUGACGAGAUCGCGCGGCACGGUAAACAAUUCGAUGACAUUUAUAGUAAAUAUAUAUAACAGCGCCACGUACGUAUAUAUACGCAUUCAAGUUGAGAGGAUCGUAUCAGAAUUCAUUUCGACCCUAUCGAUACACAACGUUGAUCUCGUCGGGCGACGAUGAUGCCGUUGCCGUUGUCGAUUCUCUUCUUCGCGAUCAUAGCGUCCGCGUGCGCGACACCGAACGCGGAACAGUACUUGGACGAUCAGACAGAGGAUGUCCAACAUCCAGUGGAGCGGAUACCGGCGCUUCCGGAACUCGACGAUUUCCUCACACAAAAGGUGCCUGAGGACGCGAAACUUACCACUCUGGAAAUAGUGAAGAAAUAUGGCUAUAAUGGUGAACUGCACACGGUGGUUACCGUUGACGGUUACAUCUUGGAACUGCAUCGGAUAACGGGGCGAAUUCAAGCGGCAACCAAUUCUAGUGAUGUGCAGAAACCCGUUGCAUUCUUGAUGCACGGUCUUCUGUGCAGCUCGGCGGCUUGGGUCCUUACCGGACCGGAAAAAAGUUUAGCGUUUCUCCUGGCGGAUCUGGGAUACGACGUGUGGCUGGGCAACGCGCGUGGCAGCACGUAUUCUCGCAAGCACGUGUCUUCGUCUGUGCUAGAGAAGGAGUAUUGGGAUUUCAGUUGGCACGAGGUCGGCAUGCGCGAUCUUCCCGCGACGAUAGAUCACAUCCUGCAGAUCACGGGUCAGGAGAAGCUGUUCUAUUUGGGCCACAGCCAGGGUACUACCGCCUUCUUCGUCAUGGCAUCCGAGCUGCCGAAGUACCAGGACAAGGUCCACGCGAUGUUCGCUAUGGCUCCGGCUACCUACUGCGGCAGGAUGCCGAGUCCCAUUAUGCAGUUCCUGUCGAAAUUCGUUGGUUCAAUCAAUAUCAUUUUUAAAUUAAUUGGCAUGUACGAAUUCGAACCCACUGGCGAGACGAUGAGGAAGUUCCAGGAGCUGGUGUGCUCGGAAGAGGCCAUUACGCAGCCCCUGUGCUCGAACGUACUCUUCUUGAUUGCUGGCUUUGAUCGUGAUCAGUUCAACACGACUCUCUUACCGGUCAUCUUGGGCCACACCCCCGCUGGCGCGUCCACGAAACAAGUAAUACACUUUGCACAACUGAUAAAUACUGGGUACCUUAUCUUACCAGGAAAAUUUAGACAGUACGAUUAUAAUAUACUUGGGAACUUAAAGAGAUAUGGCAAGCUCACUCCACCGUCCUACGAUUUGGGAAAGAUCAAGGUGCCGGUCUCGCUGCAUUACGGCACCAACGACUGGUUGGUGAACGUCAAAGAUGUGGAUAAAUUGUACAGAUCACUGGGCAAUCCUUACGGUAAAUUUCGAGUGCCGUAUAAGAAAUUCAAUCACUUGGACUUUAUGUGGGCCAUUGACGUGAAGGAGCUUCUCUACGACAAGAUAUUGAGUCUAAUGACGCACUUUCCGCAUUGAUCUGCAAGUGUCAUCUCCAAUAUCUUAUCUUUCAAAUUCUGUAGGAGUUAAUAUGCAAUAUGGUCCUACGGAGAAUCGAUUAUUUGCUAACGAAAAUUGUCUCUCAUCGAUGGUAUUUAAUUUAUCUUAAAAGUUCGUGCUUGUGAUAAUUGUUUACUUAGUCUAUAUCACACUUAAUCAUGAAUUUUUUAAUAUAUAUAUAUAUAUAUAUUAAAAAAUUCAUGAUUAGAUAGAUAGAUAAGAAAAGAAUUUUCUUGAUAUCAAGAAAUUUUUUUUCACAUAUACGUUUUUGUAAAAACUUUGCAUUUUCAUAUCGUAUUGUUUAAAGUAAUUUGCUACGAGUAACUAAUAAUUAAUAAUUUAUGAUGUUCCUGAAAACUUGUGAAAAAUAAUUACUACUUGCUGUCGCGCCUUUACAAAAAAUCGUUUUAAUUAACAAUACAAUUAACAAUGAAUGCGAUCGAGAUUUGAAUUCUGGAAAGUAUAGAAAUGUAUAUUCAACCAUUGAUUUAAUAAACUUGGUGAUAAAAGUGUCGUGCGUCUUGAUAUUCGGUGAAUAUAAUCGGUAUCUCUAAUUAUACUAAUUAUCAAAGAUAAUGUGAUAACUAUAUGUGAUAAUAAUCGAAGGUAUUUCUAUUUACUUUCGUAUCUCCUAAGGUAGACUAUCUCUAUGUACUUGUUAUUUUAGUAGACGAGUUACUCUUUUAUAAGACGGAAAAAUAUGUAACUAUGUUAAGGAUCGACUAAUGUAACGAUAAGCUCUAACAGGAUAUUAAUAAACAUGAUAUCGCUCA
Ooceraea biroi (clonal raider ant) is the source of this 3502-nucleotide messenger RNA. RefSeq names its product lipase 3. NCBI's taxonomy places the organism in Eukaryota, Metazoa, Arthropoda, Insecta, Hymenoptera, Formicidae. The record is from RefSeq and is a predicted model, not a curated record. Gene Ontology annotation, biological process: lipid metabolic process. Gene Ontology annotation, molecular function: hydrolase activity, acting on ester bonds.